Cryptomeria japonica (Japanese cedar) is the source of this 2183-nucleotide messenger RNA. Its product is annotated as jasmonate-induced oxygenase 2. Lineage: Eukaryota; Viridiplantae; Streptophyta; Pinopsida; Cupressales; Cupressaceae. The transcript is spliced from 3 exons. The record is from RefSeq and is a predicted model, not a curated record. The coding region runs from base 353 to 1498 and encodes 381 amino acids.
UCACAGACCUACCAUUUCCCACACGUUCAAAUUAACAACACUGGGAAGAAAGAAAUAAACAAGUAUGGCCGUGGCCGGUCCUUGAAACAAUCCAAUCCUUUUUUUUGGCGGCCCACCAGUCGGAGGGAGGACAUCCUAGAAGAAAAGAAACAAAUACAUGUUUUGUGCUGCUCUUUCAAUUGCAAUUGCAUUUCCACGCCAGAAAUCAUCUACAAAACGUUGGUUGAUUCAUCUUCCUCUGGAAUCACUUUCUAAGAUUACCCAUUUUCAGACGUUUGGGGAAGGGAAUACUUGGUCCGCCAUGGUUGCUAUGUAAGUGGAGUGACAGGGCAGGGGGAAUUGUGUGUAUGGGAUGAUGGCCCUCUCGGGUGGCAGCGGGGGAGGGGUAGGAUCGGGGAGUGAAACGACUAGCGGGGCGCUUCCUCAGGCGGAAUGGCCGGAGCCAAUUCAGAGGGUACAAUUCAUUGCAGAGAGUGGUAUAACGGCGUUGCCGCCGAGAUAUAUCAAGCCGGAGAAUGAUAGGCCUGCAAUUCUAGAUCCUUCUACAAGCUCCGAAGUGAAUAUACCAGUGAUCGACCUGGGUGGAGUGAGAGUAGGAGAGCGGGGGCGGGAGAGAACGAUGCAGGAGAUUGCGGCGGCGUGCAAAGAAUGGGGUUUUUUUCAGGUGCUCAAUCAUGGGGUGCCCCUAGAGCUUAUGCGGCGGGCAAGGGAAGUGGCGCGGGAGUUUUUCAGUUUGCCGCUAGAAGAGAAGCAAGUUUAUGCGAAUUCCCCAAAGACUUACGAGGGCUAUGGCAGUCGACUGGGUAUCGACAAGGGAGCAAUUCUCGACUGGGGGGACUAUUUCUUUCUCCACUUGUUGCCUCUCUCUAUCAAGGACAUCAACAAAUGGCCUGCUAAGCCCGUUUUGUACAGAGAAACCAUGGACGAAUAUGGGAAGCAAGUAGCUCUGUUGUGCGAGAUGCUGCUGGGUGUGUUGUCUACCAAUUUGGGGCUGGAGGAGGAUUACUUGCAAGAGGCCUUUGGGGGAAAGAAUGUAGGGGAGUGUAUGAGGAUAAACUACUAUCCAAAGUGUCCUCAGCCCCACCUUACAUUAGGCUUGUCAUCCCACUCAGAUCCAGGCGGCAUGACAGUGCUGCUGCCAGACGAUUCGGUACGAGGCCUCGAGGUCCGCAAGGAUGGCCGGUGGAUUCUUGUGGAGCCUUGUCCCCACGCCUUCAUUGUCAACAUUGGGGAUCAGCUACAGAUAUUGAGCAACGGGAUUUACAAGAGCGUGGAGCACCGCGUGGUUGUGAAUUCGGAAAGAGACAGGCUGUCGAUUGCGUUGUUCUACAAUCCAGACGGAAACAAGAUACUCUUUCCUGCCCCACAAAUCGUAUCUGAUGAGUCGCCGCCAUUGUAUCAGCCAAUGACCUUCAAUGAGUACCGAUUGUUUAUUAGGACGCGAGGACCCCGUGGAAAAGCUCAGGUGAACUCUAUCACAAAUUCGACCUCCACAUAAGAUAGAUAGAUCUUUUUAACUACAAUUUGGAAGGGCAACGAGAGGUGAACUACGAAGUCUAAAGCUAAUCCAUAUGAGGAGGUUUAUUCUGUGGGUGAGAGAGGCAGUUAGUUUGUCCAUACAUGGCAUAAUCAAGUCUCUGUCGAUCCUCUGUAUAUAGUAUAUAUGUGGGGGGAUGAAAACAGGGCCAUGGGUGUGGAUACUGACAUGUUGGUUCCGAUUUGACUUUACCACAUGUGGGUAAAGACGCACGAUCUAAUUAACCACAGACCAAGUAUGUGGACGCUGUAAAGCAUCGCGGAUGUUGAUGUAACUCCUCGAUAGAAAAGCUUCUUCACGGACAGAUUGUCCGACAUAAAUCAAAUCUGAUUAUGUGUUGAAUUGAAUGCAUGCUCAAAUUGAGUAUAAACGAAUGCCUCCCACCUCACGUAAAAAUCAGUCACCGGCGAGGAGGAUCUGAUAAUUACCUUCAGAGCACCGUGUUUGAAAGCACAAGCAAGCUCCCCGAUUAUUUUCCCCUUUCUCAAAGUCUACUCCUUUACAUCGCCAUUUGUAAUGGUGGUGAAAUUUGUGUGUUUAUUAUUGGGGGAUAUCUUUGUUACAUGUAUUUAUCAUUGACCAUAGUGUAAUUUUAUAUGAUGUUGUAUUAUAAUUUUUAUUCAUGAUUUCUGAUUUGUACUUUUAA